Messenger RNA from Gossypium arboreum, 1874 nucleotides. RefSeq names its product protein NRT1/ PTR FAMILY 3.1-like. Lineage: Eukaryota; Viridiplantae; Streptophyta; Magnoliopsida; Malvales; Malvaceae. Gene Ontology annotation, biological process: transmembrane transport. The transcript is spliced from 4 exons. The record is from RefSeq and is a predicted model, not a curated record. Gene Ontology annotation, molecular function: transmembrane transporter activity. Gene Ontology annotation, cellular component: plasma membrane. Bases 62 to 1795 code for a protein of 577 amino acids.
UUUCAACCCAGCCUAUUAUAAAUAGGCUUGGGGGGAACACCAUUUCAUUGCAGCAAGCUAGAUGGAGAAAAUGGAGGAGAAUAAAAGUAAACAAAACAAUGUUAAAAGGCCCAAGGGAGGAAUGAUCGCCAUGCCCUUCAUUUUCUCAAACGAGGUGUGUGAGAAGUUGGCCGUGGUAGGAUUUUAUGCUAAUAUGAUUAGCUACUUAACAACGCAGCUUCAUAUGCCGUUAACCAAAGCAGCCAACACUCUCACAAACUUCGGCGGAACUGCAAGCUUGACACCAUUGCUUGGGGCUUUCGUCGCCGAUGCAUACGCCGGUCGUUUCUGGACUCUAACUGUUGCCUCCAUCAUAUAUCAAAUAGCGAUGACAUCUUUAACGCUAUCAGCAAUCAUUCCACAACUUAGACCACCGCCGUGUACAGGUGAGCAAGUGUGCCAACAAGCUACUUCAGGACAACUGGCACUCCUAUACGGGUCUCUCUUACUGGGAGCCUUGGGAUCGGGCGGGAUACGGCCUUGCGUGGCUGCAUUUGGAGCAGAGCAGUUCGAUGAAACAGAUCCAAAGCAACCAACCAAGACAUGGAAAUACUUCAACUGGUACUAUUUUGUGAUGGGGGCAUCCAUCCUAGCGGCUGUCACAGUGAUUGUUUAUAUUCAAGAUAACAUCGGAUGGGGAUGGGGCCUUGGAAUACCCACCAUUUCUAUGUUUCUCUCCAUCAUUGCAUUCGUCCUUGGAUACCCACUUUACAGACACAUGGAUCCGGUGGGGAGUCCAUUUACCCGGUUGCUACAGGUCUCUGUGGCAGCUUUCAGGAAGAGGAAUUUGACUAUGGUUUCUGAUCCAAACUUGCUGUACCAGAAUGAAGAGCUUGACGCAUCAAUUUCUAUCGACGGAAGGCUUGUCCACAGUAAACAAAUGGCAUUUCUUGACAAGGCAGCCAUUGUGACUGAAGAAGAUAAUGUAAAAGCUCCAAAUCUAUGGAGACUAAACAGUGUUCAUCGAGUGGAGGAAUUGAAAUCUUUGAUCCGAAUGGGACCAAUAUGGGCAUCAGGAAUCCUCCUCAUCACAGCCUAUGCUCAGCAAGGCACAUUCUCCCUCCAACAAGCCAAAACCAUGGACAGGCACCUCACCAACUCCUUCCAAAUCCCUGCUGGUUCCAUGUCUGUCUUCACCAUGCUAGCCAUGCUCUCCACCAUAGCCUUGUACGACCGCUUUUUAAUCCGCAUUGCCCGAAGGUUCACAGGGCUGGACCGCGGCAUCACCUUCUUGCACCGGAUGGGAAUCGGGUUUUUGAUCUCAGUAUUAGCCACUCUCGUAGCAGGGUUCAUAGAAGGGAAGCGUAAACAAGCAGCUGUGGCACAUGGGCUUGAGGACAAGCCUCAUUCUAUCAUCCCCAUGUCAGUCUUUUCGCUCGUGCCUCAGUACGGUCUACAUGGAAUAGCUGAGGCUUUCAUGUCAAUUGGACGCUUGGAGUUCUUUUAUGAUCAAUCACCAGAAAGCAUGAGGAGCAGCGCUACUGCUUUGUUCUGGACUGCAAUUUCAGUUGGGAAUUAUGUGAGUACGUUGCUGGUCUCUUUAGUGCACAAAUAUAGUGCUAAACCUGACGGAUCAAAUUGGCUCCCAGAUAACAAUUUAAACAAGGGGAAAUUGGAGUUGUUUUACUGGUUGAUCACCGGCUUGCAAGUGGUUAAUCUUCUUUACUAUAUCUGUUGUGCCAAGCUCUAUACUUAUAAGCCCAUUCAAACCCCUACCAAAGACGCUGAAUCUGAAGAAGCUGCAAGCAAGGUUUGAUUAUUUUGGAUUCCCAGGUUCUAGUCCUAGCAAUGACUGUAUCAAAAUAAAAAUAAAAAUAAGGUUGAAAUUUAGUAAA